AUGGGUCCGAAGAAACCGUCUGAGAAGCCCGCCGGCCAACCGGCCGAAAAGAAAGAGAAGAAGCCGGCAGCUGCCGCCGCCGCAACGGCUUCCGGAUCGGGUGAUAAGAAGCCCGCUGCGGAGAAAAAGCCUGCGCCGGAAAAGAAACCUGCCGCAGCUGAAAAGAAACCGGCAGCGGAGAAGAAGCCCGCCGCCGAGAAGAAACCGGCCGGUGAUAAGAAACCCGCUGAGGAGAAGAAGGCCGAGAAACGGGCCGCACCAGCUGGUGACAGCAAGGCCGCACCGAAGAAGAAGGCUCCGGCCGCUGCCGCUGCCGCUGGAACUAGCAAGCCUGCCGGCGAUGCCAAGAAACCCGCACCGGCUGCUGGCGCUGGCGCUGCCCCCAAGAAGGGAGCGAAGGCUGCACCAGCAGCGGCUGCUGCUGCUGCCGCCACUGCUGGCAAGAAGAAGCCCGCCGAAAAGAAGGGUGCCGCUGCUGCUGCUGCGACCAAGGGCGCCGCCAAGCCUGCUAAGGGUGCGAAGGCUGCCGCUGGCGCCGGAGCUAAGGCCGGCAAAGCCACUGCUGCCGCUGCUGGUGGAAAGGCGAAGAGUGCCGGUACCAAGAAACCGGAGAGGAAGAUCAACAGCAAGGGUAGGAAGACUACCAAGAGUCCCCGGCCCAAGCUGACGAAGGAGCAGAUCAAGGCAAAGAUCCAGAAGGGUAUCCAGAAGGCUCGUACCACUGCUAUGCUGCGCGCCAAGCGUGCGAAGACCAAGUUGAUCAAGGGCCCGUAUGGAACCGUGUUGCGUAAGAUUCGCACAUCGGUGCACUUCAAGCGGCCGAAGACCCUUCGACUUCCCCGUCGUCCAAAGUACCCGAGGAAGUCCGUCGCCAAGCGCAGUCGCAUGGAUGCGUACAAUAUAAUCAAGUAUCCGCUGACGACUGAAGCAGCAAUGAAGAAGAUCGAGGACAACAACACGCUUGUUUUCCUGAUUCACCUGCGCGCCAACAAGAACCACGUGAAGGCUGCCGUAAGGAAGUUGUACGACGUUAAGGUGCUGAAGAUCAACACGCUGGUGCGACCGGACGGCAAGAAGAAGGCGUACGUAAGACUAACACGCGACUACGACGCAUUGGACAUUGCCAACAAGAUCGGCAUCAUCUAAAGCUCUAGUUCUGUAUGUUUUUCGAA
Messenger RNA from Anopheles marshallii, 1172 nucleotides. RefSeq names its product nucleolar protein dao-5 (gene RpL23A). The coding region runs from base 1 to 1146 and encodes 381 amino acids. The transcript is spliced from 4 exons. Lineage: Eukaryota; Metazoa; Arthropoda; Insecta; Diptera; Culicidae. Gene Ontology annotation, molecular function: structural constituent of ribosome; rRNA binding. Gene Ontology annotation, cellular component: ribosome; cytosolic large ribosomal subunit. Gene Ontology annotation, biological process: translation; ribosomal large subunit assembly. The record is from RefSeq and is a predicted model, not a curated record.